GUGAGAAAAGUUCAAUCCCUAUCAACUAUAAAAAUGAAAAAGGAACUUGAGAUAAUCCAUCUUUCACUCUUUUUUUUUCUUUAAUUAUGACUCAAGCUGAUCUUCAGACAAUUCGUUUAACAAAUGGAAAAUCCAUUCAAGCCCAUACACAACUCUUUAUUAAUAAUGAAUUUGUUGCUGGCCAUGGUCCCCUUAUUGAUACUAUCAAUCCUGCUAAUGAACAAGUGAUUUGUAAAGUACAUUCUGCAGAUGAGAAUGAUGUAAACCGUGCUGUGGAAGCCGCAUACAAUUGUUAUUACAAGACAUGGCGCAAAGUGGCUCCUGCUGAACGUGGUCGUCUUCUUAACAAGUUGGCUGAUUUAAUGGAACGUGACAAAGACGAACUUGCUACUUUAGAUGCUGUUGACAAUGGUAAAUCCUUUGUUGUUGCUCGAGAUGUGGAUGUGACUGAUUCGAUUGCUUGUUAUCGUUAUUUUGCUGGUUGGGCAGAUAAAAUUCAUGGAAAGACGAUUGAUACUACUUUUGAUAAAAUGUGCUAUACUCGCCAUGAAGCGCUUGGUGUUGUGGGUGCUGUGAUUCCUUGGAAUUACCCUACCAUGAUGGCUGCUUGGAAAUUUGCUCCUGCAUUAGCAACCGGUAACACAAUCGUCAUGAAGUCUUCUGAAGUCACUCCUUUAUCUACACUCAAAUUUGGUGAACUUGUAAAAGAAGCUGGUUUCCCUGCUGGUGUUGUUAAUGUCAUUACGGGUUAUGGUCACACAACUGGCAACUAUUUGAGUGGCCAUCCCAAAGUUAGCAAGAUGGCCUUCACUGGUUCCACAUUCACAGGCAGAAAGAUCAUGGAAGCAAGUGCAGGUAGCAAUAUUAAGAAACUUCAGCUUGAGUUAGGAGGCAAAUCUGCUCAGAUUGUGUGUGCUGAUGCUGAUCUUGAAAAUGCAGCUUAUUGGGCUUGUGGUGGUAUCUUUAACAACCAUGGUCAGAGUUGCAAUGCUGGUUCUCGUAUCUUUGUUCAUGAAUCUGUUCAUGACAAGUUUGUUGAACUGUUCAUUGCCGAGACGAAAAAGAUCAAGAUCGGUGAUCCCUUUGAUGAAGACACUUUCCAAGGUCCUCAAAUUAACAAAAGUCAGUUUGAAAAGAUCCUGAGUUAUAUCGAUAUUGGUAAAAAAGAAGGUGCUAAGGUUGCUUAUGGUGGGAAGCGUUGGGGCAAUGUUGGCUAUUAUAUUGAACCCACUGUACUCAUCCAUUGCCACAAUAACAUGCGUGUCAUGCGUGAAGAAAUCUUCGGACCUGUGGUUGCUAUUGGUACAUUCAAGACAAUUGAAGAAGCGAUCGAUCUCGCUAAUGACUCUGACUAUGGUUUAGCUGGUGGUGUAUACACAAAGGAUUUAGAUAAUGCCAUUCUCGUUACGAAUGAAGUGAAAGCGGGCACUAUGUGGAUCAAUUGUUAUGAUGUCUUUGAUCAAUCGACGCCUUUUGGUGGUUAUAAGCAAUCUGGUUUUGGUAAAGAACUGGGUAAAUAUGCUCUUCAAGAAUACACUCAAGUCAAGGUUGUUAAAAUGAUGCUUCAAGCUAAAAUCUAGAUAAAUAAAUAAAUAUCGUGUACAUUAUUGCCCCCUAGAUUACUUACAUUGAUUU
Messenger RNA from Gilbertella persicaria, 1635 nucleotides. RefSeq names its product aldehyde dehydrogenase domain-containing protein. The coding region runs from base 87 to 1580 and encodes 497 amino acids. The record is from RefSeq and is a predicted model, not a curated record. Gene Ontology annotation, molecular function: aldehyde dehydrogenase (NAD+) activity. The transcript is spliced from 4 exons. NCBI's taxonomy places the organism in Eukaryota, Fungi, Mucoromycota, Mucoromycetes, Mucorales, Choanephoraceae.